AUGGCCAAAUCCCAAUUUUCAGGCCGACGCCCACAUGACCCGGUAUUUAAAACGCCUAUUCUGAAGGUGCAACAAGCAACGGAGAAUGAUCUCUUUAUGAAGAAAAUAUCAAUCAUAUCAGGAUCCAAUCCCGAAAUUCAGUUUCUGAACAUCAAACAGGUAACCGCCAGCUUUAUUAAAGACGUUUUGAGAUGGCCAAAAGGUAUCGAGAUGUUUGAUGUUCUCGAGGAAGACCAGAAACUUGAGCUGGUUCACAGCCAAUGGAUACGAAUUCUCAUAAUCACAAUUUGUGAAAACGGCGCACAUCUUCUGGAUCUUCAUGAGGAACUCUCCAACAUUGUAACUUUAUCAUUUUCAGCGACAAAUGAAGGCAAAUACGCAUACCUUUUGGAUUUGAAUGAUGCUCUUCAAAACCUUCAUAGGGAAACUCUUGCUUUCGAUCCAUCGUCGGUUCGAUUUGGAGUGAUUACCAUGUUUCUUGGCUCGGUUGCGCAUCUUAGUAUGGGUGCAAUUCAGAACAUGUUCGAAUCUAACGUUAAGAAAUUGCUGUCAUUGUGCCUCUGA
Messenger RNA from Caenorhabditis briggsae, 564 nucleotides. The coding region runs from base 1 to 564 and encodes 187 amino acids. The record is from RefSeq and is a predicted model, not a curated record. NCBI's taxonomy places the organism in Eukaryota, Metazoa, Nematoda, Chromadorea, Rhabditida, Rhabditidae. The transcript has 3 exons.